Molecule: messenger RNA, 1501 nt
Organism: Cynoglossus semilaevis (tongue sole)
Lineage: Eukaryota; Metazoa; Chordata; Actinopteri; Pleuronectiformes; Cynoglossidae
Exons: 5
Coding region: 96-923 (275 amino acids)
Source: RefSeq, a predicted model, not a curated record
CUGCCCACUUCCGGUAUAACUACUACUAUGAGUAAAAGCUCAUAGUAUAUAUAAAAAGAGUCAGCAGAAGAACACAGACACACAAGUCAACAGCCAUGAAACAAAUGAGGACGUGGAUAACCAAAGCCAACAAGGAAGUGGGAAGUUGGCAGAUUCCUCCACGGAGAGUAAGAAUUUGUCAUACCUCCGGGAUGAUGACGACUCCCUCCUUGACAGAUGAAGAUGGCCAGCUACUGGAAAACAGAAUGAUUCCACACAGCGAGGAAAAGGCGAAGGUGACAGCUGAGAUCAUCACUCCACCUACUGUCCACAGAUCACCAGUGCACCUGGUAAUUCACCUGAAUCUGUUGCCUGACACCUGUGACAUUGUCAGCUUUAAAACCGAGAACAGGGGCUCACAGACUUUUGAACCUCCUGUUGGAGUUGACUUGGACUAUAUCACUCGACCUGCAGGGGAGGGAAAAAGGCUUCCCACCUCCACACCCAGUUCUCCCUUGUUGAAAGCAAAGCCUUGGAGCUCAGCUUCUCCUUCACCCUCAGUAAAGUCCAGAUUGUGGGUAGAAGCUGCCCUUCAAAGGAGCAAAAACAUCCAACUGAAGCACCAAUCAGCACAGUGGAUGAAGGAACAACCAGGUGAUAUAGAAAACCAGCUAAGCACAACAGGAAUCAGGGCGCAGUACUGUGAGCUGGUACCCUGCAUCUGUCACAGGUGUCCGAGUGCCCCACCAUCUGAAGAUUUCUUGGAUGAAAAAUCAGUGUCUGAACUGUACCCAAGUCUGAGUCUAUGGAAGACCAAAGUUGAUGCCCAGCUGGACAUGAACCAAAGAACAAGAAACAACCCCAAUAUAUUUCAUCACAAUGGUAUCACAGGUGAGCAGCUGCUGCACACAAUCAACUGGCCACAGGCAGAUUGCUGGAUUUAAAAUUUUCAUAUAAUGAGUUGUUUAAUCACAUAGAAUCAAACAAAAUUUUCACCAGAGAUCUCGAGUGCGCCUAUACUCAUUUUCUGUUUUUUCUUUCCUGCAGGGAUCUAUGUUUGAGGACGUCUUAAAACAUUUUAGUGACUGAUUAGUUUUGACUGUCCACUGUCCAAUUUUUUCUUGACAUGUUUCUGAAGGAAAUUACAGCAGACAUAAAGGACAUUUUACCUUUUUUUUAACAAUGUAUCUAUGAUCAAUAAAAAAGUGAAUUAAAGAUGGACUGGACUCAUACAUUUUUGUUUUGCUGCAGAAAAAUGAAAGCACAGACACAAUGCAAUUUUGUCAUUUUAUUUCUUGUGUUGAGUAAAAGCCUAGCUUUAGCUUCAAAAGUAAAACAUUAUCUCACACAAAGUCAACAACGUUAACAAAAGUCUGACAAAAAUCUAUUUCCCAUUGCAUUGGGCUAACAGUAGUACCAUGACAUAAUGUCAAACUUCAACUACACCUGAAGUAGUGGUGCAGUGUGGGUAAUUCAGUGCUCUGGUGUGUCCAGGAGCAGAGGGGUUGUUCCUUUAAUUGCA